AUGACGUCCCUCGUCCCUAACAAAGUCGAAUUCUCCCCGGCCGCCUCCCCGCGUGCCUCCCCCCGCAUCCGUCCCCACCGUGCAUCCCUCUCCUCCGUCCUCCAGGCAAAAUUCCACCGAGCUAACCGCACUGCUGAAUCUUCUCCUGACAUCCCAGUCUCCGAUUCUGCCAUCGGCUCGUCCCUAGCAGACCUUGACAUCGGCCCUUCUCAUGAAGACUCUACCUCAUCCGUGAUGAUGAAAUCCUCCAAAUCUUCCUCAAAAUCUCUCGCCACGAUUCCUCGUGAAGGUGCUGCCAAUAGUUUUUACGAACAAGUAAAAUCAUGGUAUGAAGAGCAACUCGAACAGUUCGCCAAUAUAAACGGCGAUUCUGCGGGAUCUGGUCCCGCUGGUCCCGUUGGUUCAAGUUUUGAAUCCCUUCGUAAGCUCGAAGCGAUCCUUGACUCUGCAGCUCUCGAACGUCCUUCCCAUAUCCGUCGUCGUUCUUCUCGCUCUCUGAAAAAUAAUCAUAAACCAUUAUUGUCCCAUGCUGCCAGUCUCGAAGAUUUUUACACCACUGAUAACGAAAAGACCAUUCUUCAAGAUGUUCCGGGAUGUGAAGCCGACCUCGAUAAUUCUAAGGAAUGGAGUGUCGAAUUUAGAGCUGAGAUCUUACGUUUGACCCAUACUCUCAAGAUUAAGAAUUGGAGAAAGGUCGAUUUGGAACGUGGAGAGGAGUUAGUGGUCAGUCGGAUUAGCGGUGCUCUUACCAAUGCUGUCUACAAAGUCACUCCGCCUACUGUCUCCCACGAGAAAGCUUCAAAGCCCGUGGACACUCCAUACAUGACACCCGUCGACAAAGACCGUCGCCCAAGGAAGCCAAAACCCCUCCUGCUCCGUAUCUAUGGCCCCCAAGUCGGCCACCUCAUCGACCGCGACACAGAACUCAACAUCCUCCGCCGUCUGGCAAAGCACAAAGUCGGUCCAACCCUCCUGGGAACCUUCGACAACGGUCGUUUCGAAGAAUUCUUCGAUGCGACAACACUCACCCGCGAAGACAUUCGACUACCCGAUACCUCCCGUCGUAUCGGUCGACGUAUGCGAGAUCUUCACGAUCAUAUCCCGCUCCUUGACUCCGAAAGAGCAGGUGGACCUAUGAUAUGGCGUAAUUGGGAGAAGUGGGUUGGUCGCGGUGAGAGAGUUAUGAAGGAGUUGCAGAGGAUAAAGGUGGGGAAGAAGUUAUUGGUUACCAAUUGGGAGAAGUUGAGAGAGAUUGUUGAAGAGCGUUAUAGGCCGUGGUUGGAGGAACGGUACGGUGGAAGGAAGGAGAUCAAGAGGCAACUGGUGUUCUGUCACAAUGAUACACAAUACGGCAACAUCAUGUCCCGCAUGUCAGAAACCGAACCUCCAACACCAGCUUCAAAAUCACCAGCACUCCUACCCCUCACCUCCCUAACCCCCCGACAAUCCCUCAUCGUCAUCGACUUCGAAUACGCCGGUGCAAACACCCGUGGCGCCGAAUUCGCAAACCACUUCUGCGAAUGGAUGUCAGACUACCACUGCAUCCUCUCCCCAACCGCCCACACAGUCCACGAAGCCCACUUCCCCACCGUCCCGGAACAACGUAACAUCCUCCGUUCCUACGUCGAACACCGUUCACUACCUUACGUAAUCCCAACCGAAGACGCCGCAGACCCAGAAUACAUGCGUAAACGCCAAAGCAUGAUAUUCAACCUCGAAGGUCGACUCCCAACCAAGGACGAAAUGGAAACAAUGGAAAAGGAAGUCGAAAGACUUGUAGUAGAAAGUAGGGAUUGGAGAGGAGCUGUUAACGCCUGUUGGGCGUUAUGGGGUAUUGUUCAAGCUGUUAUUCCUGGACUUGUGGUCGGUGAUGAGGAAAAGGAAGGGGACGAUGGAGAUGUGAAGAGCUUGAAGAGUGAAGAGGAAGGGGAUGAGUUUGAUUAUGUGAAGUAUGCGGAGCAGAAGGCUAUGGUGUUUUGGGGGGAUAUGGUGGGUCUUGGGGUUGUUAGUGAAGAUGAGGUUAAGGAGUGGAGUGGAGUUGAGAAUUUGAAGAAUAAGCUUAAGUGGUUGCCUGUGUAG
Molecule: messenger RNA, 2079 nt
Organism: Orbilia oligospora ATCC 24927
Lineage: Eukaryota; Fungi; Ascomycota; Orbiliomycetes; Orbiliales; Orbiliaceae
Exons: 6
Coding region: 1-2079 (692 amino acids)
Biological process (GO): phosphatidylcholine biosynthetic process; phosphatidylethanolamine biosynthetic process
Cellular component (GO): cytoplasm
Molecular function (GO): choline kinase activity; ethanolamine kinase activity
Source: RefSeq, a predicted model, not a curated record